AUGAUGGAGAAGAAUGGAUCGUUCUUUGGCCAGUGGGUGGAAGAGAAGAAGAUUGCUCGCUUAUACAUUGAUGAGGUACAUACUCCAUUUCUUGAGAUGGAUUUUUGUUUCAAGUACGACUGUCUGAGGAAGCAUGUUCCAAGUCUAACAAAAAAGGGUGUCCAGAUCAUAACUAUGAUCGGAUCACUGCCAAACGGAAUACAAGAGGCAAUUGGAAAGUGGCUUCGGCUUGAUGGGGGGCUAGCAACAAGACUCGCUACGCUUGGACUUGACAACAUGCCAAUGGAAGUAGUUACGCUCAUGGAUCGGAGUAGGUGGCUGAAGUUUCUUGGUGGUAGAUUGGAGAAAGGACAUGUGCAUAUCUUUUGUCCCACAAUUGACGAGUGCAACCAAAUGCAACAUGCACUGUUUUAUAAUGCUGGAGCUCUGACCAUAUCACAUGCUGUUGUGAACUCGACCAUGGCUGAGGAUGACCGAAGGUUGGUUAGCCGAAAGUGGCAUAGCGGGAUGAUUUCCGUUCUGAUUUCAACUACUUGUGCACUGGUUGGAAAUGAAAACUCAAAAUGUAAAACGGUGGUUGUGUACAAACACGUAUACAAUUUAGUUUCGCUAGUGCAAGCAGCAGGGAGGUUAAGGCCAGGCCAAAGAGAUGAUUGCUUGUUCAGGUGUGUUGUUUCCAAUGAAACAGUGAUACCCAGGACUGAUGGGUUGAAGAAACACUUGAAAGAACUGGGAAUCGAUCAUCCAGAUGUGGCGGCGUUUGUGGAUGGAGGGUCGCUCAAGGCUUUCUUUGGUACUUCACAGUGUCGUAUUGGGUUUCUCAACAGGGAGAUAAAUGGCGUGGCCGUUGGUGAUUGUGGAUGCUGCGACAACUGCAGGCAAAAAUUGGCUGCCAAGAGUAUUCAUUUGGGAAAACCAUCUUUGAAUGCAGCAGGCACUAGUGUGUUGGGAAUGAAUGAUGAGGAAGAGAGGGAAAUUGAAAUGGAAUUUUCUAUACUAUGUAACAAGAUGGAAGCUGCUUGUUUGGUUUGUGUGAAAUCAGAUUGUAAUGGUGAGAAGUGUAUGACUGGGCACUGUUUCGUCUGUGGGAGGAGGGGCCAUUCGGUGAAGAUCUGUCCACUGAAAAGCAUAAAACCAAGGGAUGCUGUUAAGGCUACCGCAUGCCAGAUGUGUUUCAUGUAUGGUCCGGUGCAUCCAAAUUUUUCCUGUCCCCACAAAAGGAUGAAACGAUUCAUUUUCCACAAGUGCGAUCCUUCAAAAAUUGGCCAGUUGUAUGGACAGAGGCAUGUUGAUUGGAAGAAAGGUAUACUCUUGUUGAGCGGUUGGGUUUCAAAGACUUCAAAAGGAAAUUUGAAGAAAAAACGACUGGCAGAACAAAUACAAAAUCCAGCUAGGCAGAAGAAGAGAGAGAGGUCCUCUGAAAGCGUUGGAGACAUAAGCACCAUUGGAGACAUAAGCACCAUAUGCAUGCGGCGGACGGGCGGAUCCGGUGGACGUUCAAAGCGAAUGAGCUGCAUGCAAAAGAGGAAGAUAUACAAAGUGGGUGGAUUGGAACUGGACAUUUUGCACCAGAAAGCACCACUGUUACCACCAGAUUAUUUCCACAACAUCUAUGUCCGGCACUUUGGAUCACAGGUGAUAGAGGACGAAAAAAGUGCUUUGAAGAUCUACCGUACUAUGAGACAAUGGUACAGGAAUAAGUGUCUAUUUGUGGAGGGUAGCUUGUAUACUACAAAUGGUUGGUGGGGGAGACCAUAUCUUUUUCGACCAAGGGAAGGACAGAUGCUUGAUCUUGGUUUAAAAGUGUACAACUCAAAGGAUAAGGCUUAUGCUAACACAAGUAUCCGGGUAUGGGCUCUACCAAGGGAUUGCAAACUGCGAGAGAAAAGUCUCAUUUUUGGACGUUCUACAGCUGCUUUUUCUACAGCUGCUGUUAGGACCAAUCGUCAUGGAGAGUUUGGUGAUAUGUGGGCAGUGGGUUUAAAGACCAGUGCAGGAGUGGAGUAUCAGUCAACCAAUGAUGGUAGAAUUAAAAAAGCUGCUUGCGAAUGGAAGAGGGCACUUGACGAGUAUGCAACAGACUUGGAUGACAAUGGUUGUAUGCAGGAGGUCUUGGACGGCAUUCGGCAGAGCCAACGAAAGCUGGCAAAAACAGCAGAUCUUCCCACAGUGGCUGUUAGUCGAAAUUUAUGCAAUUCUGCACAUUAUGAUUUGGACUUGAGCAAAUCGCUAGCCGUGUUUCUUCAAGAGCUGGUGUCUGACGGGCGUACAAGUGGUAAACAUUUCUUGGUGUUCCCAAAUGUUUCAAUUGAAGGACAAAGUGGUUUGGUGAUUGAUUUGAGGGGUGGAGCUUUGGUUGAGUGGGAUGGUAGAUUCAAUUUCCAUUGUAGUUAUUGUGGUCAUGAUCGAAAAAAUGUCACAGACAACUAUGGGAUAAUGGUCGGUAACAUGUGGGGCUCAUUGCUACCCAAAAGGGAAUAA
Cylindrotheca closterium is the source of this 2481-nucleotide messenger RNA. Lineage: Eukaryota; Bacillariophyta; Bacillariophyceae; Bacillariales; Bacillariaceae. The record is from the annotation of a GenBank genome assembly.